Molecule: messenger RNA, 441 nt
Organism: Caenorhabditis bovis
Lineage: Eukaryota; Metazoa; Nematoda; Chromadorea; Rhabditida; Rhabditidae
Source: the annotation of a GenBank genome assembly
AUGUUUCACCACAUUCUCAUCGCCGCAAUUCUUGCCGGACCCGCAUUAGCUGGUCGCGAAUGCGUCUGGGUGCUCGGACGCGUCGAUUGCCAAAAGGAUCCAUCGAAGAACUUGAAUGUCGAGAUACGAGUUUGGGAUCGAGAUGGUCCGGGACCACUUCAACUCAUCGACCCGGAUGAUCUAAUGGGCGUAACAUUUUCAAAUGAAGACGGCAGAUUCCAAUUGGACGGUUGCGGUGAUGAUUUCGACUGGAUCCCGGGAAUCAAGAACACUCCAGAACCAUAUAUUGAGAUCCGCCACUAUUGCAAUAAUCCAAAAGGCGAGACAAUUCAACUUCCGGAAUUCAACACAUUUGUGCCAAAUACCUAUGAUGUUGGCACAUUGCUAUUGGAUAAAGAGACGCGCGGCUCAAAAACCACGCCGAAAUCGCGCGAUGAAUAA